Messenger RNA from Mesorhabditis belari, 1140 nucleotides. NCBI's taxonomy places the organism in Eukaryota, Metazoa, Nematoda, Chromadorea, Rhabditida, Rhabditidae. The record is from the annotation of a GenBank genome assembly.
AUGACCGAUGAUUCCAAUGAGGAUCCUUUGGAGGCGAGAAGGAAGAGAAGUUCGAAGGAGCGAAAGGUCGAAAAAGCGACUUUCGUCCUCAGCAGUGGCAAGAAUCCGAUUUCCGUUCAAUUUCCUUCGGGAUAUGAACCACACACGGAAGACACUUUCUAUCGAAAAAAGGUGCCAAAGGAGAACUAUCACAUAAUUGGCGAGGGAAUGUAUUCGUAUGUGAUAGCCGCCAAACUCGAUUACAACCAUGUGGAGGGCAAGAACUCGGAUACAAAUUCAAAGCCUAAUAUGAUGAAUGUCACGUGCAAACGCUAUAAUCUGCAGCAGCUGAACAAUACGUUCGAUGGCUACACAAGAAUCAGACGGGAGCUGCAAAUCUGUCGCUUGCACAGUCACGAGAAUAUCGUCGACUUUUACGAGGUGUUCACCCAGCCAGCUGUUGGUCCACCGGCGUUUAUCUACGUUGUCUCCGAGAGGAUGAACCAUAGUCUAGCCGAGUAUUACGAGAUUUUGACAACCAAGAACAAGACAGAGGUCGACGUUCUUCACUUGGGCGCCCUUCUGACGCAAAUACUUCGAGCGCUCAGCUAUCUCCAUCAGCGGGGAAUCAUGCAUCGGAAUGUCUCACCAACGAACAUUGGCAUUAACACGAGAGAUUUCACGGUGAAGCUCUUCCAGUUCGGAUUGACUAGAGAAAUAAACGUGAAUCUCGAACAUUCGAUAAACGUCGAGACCUUGCACCACUACAAAGCUAUUGAGGUCCUCACACGGCAGCCAUACGAUAUGAAAAUCGACAUUUGGGCCGCAGCACUCGUUGCCAUCGAGCUGCUUGGCUUGAAGCUUUUCUGGCCGUCUGGCACGGAAAAAGAGGUUAGUCAUAGCGGCGCCGAGAACGCGGUCAUAGAUCGAGUUUAUGAGGUCCUCAAGUCGCUGGAAGUGAAGAGACUCAGUGCCGACGAGUGUCUAAAGCAUCCGUUUCUGAGGGCUUUCAAUAAAACCUACCAAGAGAAGUCGGCUAGCAGUCACCCAAAAAAUGAAGAGCAACUCCGUGAACGCAAUGAGAACGACAAAAAGAUGGUCCUGGAAGAGCUGGAGGCUGGUCUGACUCAGCUGUCCUUUCGUCCAAAGCCAAUCAUGCCA